GAUGAGAGGACGGAUGGUGGAAAAGCUCAUGGGUUUGUUGUAAGGCCAACCAUUUUUUUUCUUCCUCUCGGUUGACGGCUUGACUCUACGGCCCAUGAAUAAAGAUCGGUUUUUUAGGGGUUUUCGUGCGCGUGAUUUUGAUGUUUAACUCUGUUCUUUUCCAAGCUCGACUGGUUGCUAUCGCGGAGUAAAUGGAUUAGUUUCUUGGAGAGAUUUGAUUUAUCUUGGUCCAUGGAUUUUGCAGAGCAGUUUGGUGGUGGUGCUGUGCCGGGAACUAGUCGUCGUGAUCGUCGUCGUCGUCUUCUUCACGGACAAGCCGGGAGACCGAUGACUCUGCGGCCACUCAACACAGAGAGAAACUUCCUCCUCUCCUCACCGAAGCCACAGAGCCCCAGGGAUGCCUGCUCGCCGCCGGUGAGGUCGCCCACCACCAGGGUCGUCGCCUGCAGGAGGCUGCCGUCCUCCAAGAAGGCCAUGGCGGGCGCCGGCGUCCUCGAGAGGUCGCUCAGCUUCAAGAACUGGGAGGCCGCGGCGGAGGAGGCUGCCGCCGCCGCCCGCGGGCCGGAGCAGGUCGCCGUGCCGCCGACGGAGACGGCGAGCGGGUGCAUCAACGGCGCGCGGCCGGGCGUCCUCCUGCUGCAGAGCCCCAAGGCCAGGCAGGGCGACGCCGCCGCCGCCGCCUUGUCCCCGGCGCAGGCCGCCCUCAUCGAGUUCUUCUCCCCGAAGCCCCGGGCGGAGCUCGACCAGGCCGCCACCAAGGUGCAGAAGCUCUUCAAGGGCCACCGCACCCGGAGGAACCUCGCCGACUGCGCCAUUGUCAUCGAGGAGCUCUGGUGGAAGGCCUACGACUCCGCCUACCUCAACAUCAAAUCCAUCUCCUUCUUCGACGAGGCCAAGCAGGAGACGGCGGCGUCCCGGUGGUCCAGGGCCGGGAAGAGGAUCGCCAAGGUCGGCAAGGGCCUCUCCAAGAACGAGAAAGCCCAGAAGCUCGCGCUGCAGCACUGGCUCGAAGCUAUUGACCCGCGCCACCGCUACGGCCACAAUUUGCAUCUCUACUACGACAUCUGGUCUGCGAGUUCGAGCACCGAGCCAUUCUUCUACUGGUUGGAUGUAGGAGCAGGGAGAGACAUGCAUCACCCAAAGUGCCCAAGAAGCAAGCUUUAUUCGCAGUUGAUCAUGUACCUCGGACCAAACGAGAGGGAAGCUUUUGAAGUUGUUGUGGAGGAUGGGAAGCUUCUGUACAGGAAGAGUGGAGUUCUUGUGAACACCACUGAAGAUUCCAAGUGGAUAUUUGUAUUGAGCACUACAAGAUCGUUAUAUGUUGGACAGAAGAAGAAGGGUAAAUUUCAGCACUCAAGUUUCCUAGCUGGGGCGGCUACAACAGCUGCUGGAAGGUUGGUAGCCAAAGAUGGUGUUCUUAAGGCAAUAUGGCCAUAUAGCGGCCACUACCUCCCGACAGAGGAGAACUUCAGAGAGUUCAUCAGUUUCUUGGAGGAGAACAGUGUUGAUCUUGCCGAUGUCAAGAGAUGUUCAGUCGAUGACGAUGAAUUCCCGUCAUUCAAGAAGACAGAUGAGCAACCAGAGGAAGCUGAUAAGCCUACUGAACCAACACAUGAUGAGAUCCUGGAAAGCUCACAAGUUGAGCUGCCUGAGGUAGACAUUGUCAAGGAAGUGGUUGUCGAAAACAGCGAGGACACCGAGGCAGCGCCGAAGAUGGUGAACCGCCCAUCCUUCAAAUGGGCAACCGCCAAUGGCGCUCGCAUUGGCUGUGUCCGGGACUACCCGGCUGAUCUCCAGAGCAUGGCCCUUGAGCAUGUCAAUCUUUCACCAAGAGUGGUGCCCUCUCCAACCACAAACAGGCUACCGAUACCGUCUCCUCGCCCGAGCCCCAAGAUCAGGCUGUCACCUAGGCUUCACUACAUGGGUCUCCCGACGCCUACCGGUUGCAAGCUCCCUAUCCCGAGCCCGGAGAUCAGGAGGUCACCAAGGGAUCAAUUCAUGGGGUUUCAGACGCCGGCAGUGUCUCUCACACUCCCAAAACUGGGGAAGUGAAGUGAUGCCAUGACAUUUGUUCAUGCGGCGGUCUCAUAAUUAUCAUACCUGCUGUUACUGAAGCUAUAACAGCAAAUUUUUUGGUUAGUUGUAGCUUAGAUCAGAGAUAACAUUUUUGUCGUAUGUCUUGUUUGUUCAUAGUGUGAUACCAUUCUUUAGUAUGUUCGUUCAUCUUCUUUGACCUGAGGACUGAGGUGUGCAUCCAGGGCACGGUGUAAACAUCGAGCUGUGUAACCUGGAUUCACAAACUUUCAAGUACAGAAUGUAACACUGGAAUUUUUUGGAAUAAAGGACUGUUUUGUUCAGAUU
Oryza brachyantha (malo sina) is the source of this 2361-nucleotide messenger RNA. RefSeq names its product IQ domain-containing protein IQM1. The record is from RefSeq and is a predicted model, not a curated record. The coding region runs from base 232 to 2052 and encodes 606 amino acids. The transcript is spliced from 6 exons. NCBI's taxonomy places the organism in Eukaryota, Viridiplantae, Streptophyta, Magnoliopsida, Poales, Poaceae. Gene Ontology annotation, molecular function: protein binding.